Messenger RNA from Rhinichthys klamathensis goyatoka, 612 nucleotides. It is a transcript of the gene zdhhc24, whose product is annotated as zinc finger DHHC-type containing 24. The record is from RefSeq and is a predicted model, not a curated record. The transcript has 2 exons. Bases 1 to 612 code for a protein of 203 amino acids. Lineage: Eukaryota; Metazoa; Chordata; Actinopteri; Cypriniformes; Leuciscidae. Gene Ontology annotation, biological process: peptidyl-L-cysteine S-palmitoylation; protein targeting to membrane. Gene Ontology annotation, molecular function: protein-cysteine S-palmitoyltransferase activity. Gene Ontology annotation, cellular component: Golgi apparatus; endoplasmic reticulum.
AUGAGUAGACUAUGGUGUAAGGUGGAGUCAACCGGUCGCCAUCUGCCUAUCAUUCUGAACGCUUUUCUGGUGUUCUCCAUCACUGCCGAGGUCAGCUAUCUGGUGCUGGUGGAGGCUCCUCUUGAGCCAGCAGAGAAGAAGACAGAGUGGUGCACCAUAUGGAAGGCCAUACAUCUCUUCGCUCAGUACUUCAUGCUGGGAAAUAUUACCUGGAAUGCUUCGUUGUUUGUGAAAACUAACCCAAGUAUCCGCGGAGUGUUUCUUGGAGGGGAUGCAUUGGGUCAUGGGUGGAGAUACUGCUACAACUGUGAGACACACACUCCUCCACGAUGCUCGCACUGCUACGAUUGCAACGUGUGUGUGCUGCGCCGUGAUCAUCACUGUGUGUUUUUUGGCCAGUGUGUCGGUUUCCACAAUUACCGGUAUUUCCUGACCUGUUUGCUCUUCAUGUGGGCAGGGCUGCUCUAUGCAGUAGUCAUGAAUGCUGAGGUCUUCAUCGUCAUCCUAAAGGAGGGUGUCACUUUUCACAGUGUCAUGCUUUUGCUGGUGCCCUGGAUCAUGCUCGUCUCGGGUGAGUAUGAGAUUACUAAUGAGUGUCUGCUGCUGCUAUGA